AUGUUCGAGAUCUUCACCCAAGGCUUCUCGUUCCUCAAUCUGCUCUCGAUUCUCGCCUUCUUCACCACCGUCGGUUUGUUCUUUUGCGGAAUGCCGAUAUGCCGUCAGAUUUGGAAGCGCAAAGACACCGCCGAGAUCUCCGGCGCGCCAUUCUUGAUGGGCGUCGUUGGCGGAUGCUGCUGGAUGACGUACGGUUGGCUGAAAAACGACGGCACCGUGAAAUGGGUGACCGGCUGCCAGGUGAUCCUCUACUCGUCCUACACCGUCUUCUACUGGCUCAUGACGCAAAAGAAGUUCUGGAUCAGCGUUCAGAUCGCCGGCGUCGUCGCCAUCUGCGCCACUCUCAUUCUCGCCGUUCAGUUCCUCGGAAUGCGCAUAUUCCAUCCGUUGGGCAUCGUGUGCCUCACGCUGAACAUCGCCGAUUUCGCCGCGCCGCUCGCCGGCCUUCGCGUCGUCAUCCGUCGUUGCGCCACCUCGACGCUUCCCCUUCCGUUGUGCAUCGCCAAUUUCAUGGUGUCGUCCGAGUGGUUCCUCUACGGUCUCCUCAAGAACGACUUCUACCUCAUCUUCCCCAACGGCGUCGGCUCGCUGCUCGCCUUCAUUCAGCUCAUGCUGUUCGUCGUGUUGCCGAGAAAGCCCGGCCAACGCGCGCCGAUCAUUCGCGUGUGGAUGUGGCUGAAGAAUGAGAAGGUCGAUGAUGCCAAGGAGAUCGUCGCCGAGCUUGGCGACGGCGACGCGAAGAAGCUGAAUCGGGCGCAACGAUGGUCGCAGAAGAUCAAGAUGAACGUGUCGACGGUCGCCGAGGAGCUCGAGAAUGUCAUUCUCAAUUUGCCGAGCAAAGACCAAUUCGCGUACACUCACAAAAUCAGCGACGAGGACACGGGAAGCGAGAAGACCGUCGAGACGCUCGACGACAAAAAGAAGCCGACGACGACGACGACGAGCGGAUUCAUCGAUGACGUGGCGUCGGUGAUUCGCGACGCCGAAUGGGAGCGAAAAAUGCGCAACUCGAUGCGACACGCGACACAAGCGCGCCAGAAAUCCCUUCGACGUACCAUCAGCUCGCCGGACCUCAGCGAGUAG
Caenorhabditis bovis is the source of this 1083-nucleotide messenger RNA. NCBI's taxonomy places the organism in Eukaryota, Metazoa, Nematoda, Chromadorea, Rhabditida, Rhabditidae. The record is from the annotation of a GenBank genome assembly.